AUGGUGCUCCGGCACCUUGAAAAUCAAGGGUCGUAUGAUAUAUUGAUGAAUGGAUUUUUCUUACAGUCUACCACUACUCCUAAAAAAGCAAAUAAAGGAGUCCUGGAGGGACAUUCGAGGUUGACAAGACCUGCGUGGUGGACCCUGACCGGGGGCAAAUGGGUAGUCAAAUCGGCAUUUGGGAUCGUGAAGCAUGGUGGUCUAGGGGUUGAGAAGCAUGGUGGUAUGACCUCCAUAAAUCUCGGCAAAUCUUGGCCACCGCCCUGA
Prunus armeniaca (apricot) is the source of this 267-nucleotide messenger RNA. Lineage: Eukaryota; Viridiplantae; Streptophyta; Magnoliopsida; Rosales; Rosaceae. The record is from the annotation of a GenBank genome assembly.